This is a messenger RNA of Postia placenta MAD-698-R-SB12, 954 nucleotides long. RefSeq lists its product as hypothetical. The record is from RefSeq and is a predicted model, not a curated record. Bases 1 to 954 code for a protein of 317 amino acids. The transcript has 5 exons. Lineage: Eukaryota; Fungi; Basidiomycota; Agaricomycetes; Polyporales; Adustoporiaceae.
AUGUCUUUACAGCUCGCUCCCAGUGCCCAGUAUAAUGUUGCCAUCGUGGGUGCGACAGGUGGUUUAGGCAAGGAGGUAGCGAAGGCGUUUCUUACCCACUACCGGCCUUACUUCGCCAGCAUUGUCGCCGUCGUGCGCGAUGCCUCGACCGUCGCUGCUCGAGCACUGGCCGAACAAGGGGCAGAGCUCCGUCAGGUCAACAGCGCUGAACCUGUUGUCUCAUUUGCCGAGGCAUUCAAGGGUGUGGAUGCCGUUGUCAAUAUCGCGAACGCUGCGGCUUCCGUGGACUAUCACAACGCUAUAUUCGAAGCCGCGCUGAACAGUGGUGUGAAGGUGUACUUCCCGUCAGAGUUUGGCUCUGAUCUUCGCUGGAAUGACUUCCCGGGUUGGGACGAUGUUAGCUGGGUGCAGAAGCGAGAGCAUCUCAGCUAUGUUCGUCAGCUCUCCGGAGGGAAAGUUAAGAUCGUAGCGGUGUCUACCGUGGGAUUCGAUACGGCAAACAUGACGUAUACUGUGGUUGGCUCUCCUGACACUAAGAUUGCGCUCACGGCCAAGCUCGAUAUCGGCCGCGCUCUCGCAGAGCUCUCGCUGCUCUCCCUCUCCCCAGAGUCUGCUUCCCGUGUCCCCGACCACGUACGCAUUGCCGGUAACAAUAAAAGCUAUCGCGAGGUGCGCGACAUCGUGCAGAACGUUCGGAAGGUACUUGGUGUACCGUCAGACGGCGAGAUCGUGCUCAAGACCGAGGACUACGAGAAAUUCAAGGCCCUAGUACGCGAGGAACAGCUCAAAUCUCCCUCUCCACAUCCGCUUCGUCACCUCAUGCUCCUGAGCGCCGAGGGAAAGAUGGACUUCUCUACCAACGAUAACGACCUGGUCAACCCGGGACAGAAGGUAUGGAAGUGGAAGUCUGUCACAGACUAUAUCCAGGAGGUUGGAGGGAGACCCUUCUGCUAA